Messenger RNA from Lindgomyces ingoldianus, 1773 nucleotides. RefSeq lists its product as uncharacterized. The transcript is spliced from 4 exons. The coding region runs from base 1 to 1773 and encodes 590 amino acids. The record is from RefSeq and is a predicted model, not a curated record. Lineage: Eukaryota; Fungi; Ascomycota; Dothideomycetes; Pleosporales; Lindgomycetaceae.
AUGGCUGGGUCCAACGGCAGCAGUGGUGUAGCUAGCCAGCCAUCCAAACCUGAAGCUUCCUUCAUCAUCAUCAAGUUCAAGAAGCUUCCACGCCGACAACUGACGCUACUUGCCAUUACUAUCUGUCUCAACGUGCUGCUCUGGAGUUCACUUUUUACAUUCAUUACUACAAUUUACUUGAUCAGCGCGGACCCAGGAGACUCUACAAACAUCCCAUCGGAGGUUCUCACGCUUGCUUCUUCCCUUGUAUCCAUAGGCUAUAUCCUCCUCCACACUAUCUUUUCUCUCAAGCAGAGAAUAUGGAAGCACCAAAGACGUCAUCCAUCUAUCAUCAAGAAAACUUCGUAUUUUGCCAUCCGCCUUGCUGUCACAUUAUGUAUCCUAUGGCUCUUGACUUCUGGCUGGAAUUUAAUCACCGUCGCACGUCGACCUGUCUGCUUGCCUGGUGGUCGUAGCCUUCCGGGCUGGGAAGCUGGGACAGCGUGCGUUGUUGGACGUACAGGCAUGGCAUUUUCGAUGAUAGCGCUGGUUGCUUCAUGUGCCCUCUUCGGCAUGCUCGCUGUCGUGCGGCGUCCCUUUGAAGCACAUGUCCUUAAGCAUGGAUACCGACCACCAAAAAAGCACCAACGUACACCGGCGAUGUCACGGAGACCGUCUCCUACACGUAGUGCUUCCUUCAUCUCUGACAAAUUCCGGAGCCGGGUCUCUGUGUCGACACACAGGAGUACUCCUUCGAAUAACUCCAACGUGGAUGUUGAUACUCUAGAUUUGGCCUCUAAUUCCCCUCCAUCCACGAUUCAUGCACCCUCGCCAAUUCGGGCCAUAGAGACUCCACCCAUAUUCUACCCUUCUGCAUCAUACAACCAUCUACCACCUCCUCCCCGUAUGAGCUCACUUAUUGCACCAUCAGGAUUUGUCCCGCUGUCCGUUCCAGCCCAAUACUCAGCGUCGGCAUGGCGCGCCGUACACCCCAACAUGCCUUCUCCUUUAGUGUCUGCGGCAACACGCUCUCAUCCGCACCUGCCUCAUACACAGCAAGGGCAUAAUUUCUCCUAUCGAAACCGCUAUUCUCGAUCUUCAGUCUCGCUCACACGUCCUCAUCGUCUAAGUUCUGCCACACCAUCAGGUAGUGUAGCUUGGAGCUCAAGGAGUGGUUCCACAGGACCUGAUGAGGGUCGAGGCAGUCCUGCAUCCGGAACUACGAGCACGCAUGAUAGAGCUACUGCGAACGCGAUAGCAUAUGCAAUUCUGAACGGUACUCCAGUUCCUGGAACACGUUCAAAGAAACACCACAGGUCCAACCAUGUACGACGCGCUAGCGCGCCGGAUGCAACACCGGACGCUCAGUAUGGUCGGAAAGCGAAAGGCUGGAAACCGCGACUCCAAGGUCAGGAGGAGACCAUCGAAGGUCAACCUUCAAAGAUCAUCAGGUCUUCGUCUGCAGACCUGCUGAGCAAGUUCAGUCCAGAUAGCAGCCCCGAUGGCACUGAAGUCAGCAUUGGAAAAGAGCUCGAGAGAGAGUUGGAUCUAAGGUUAAGUUUUUCAGGGGGUCUGCCCUUCCGCAAAACCAGGUCUGCGAGCCCUCUGCGUCAUUCUGACAUGCCAACCGGAGCAGCCAAUGUUGGCAGGUCAACUACCGUUGUCAGUAGAUUGCCUCAAGAUCCAGUGAUUCUGAAAGCUGGUGAAAACAUGACUGCUGGAAAACCAGAAAAGAGGAGGAUGACGUUCGACGAACUGAAGAACAAGCCGCUCCCAAAGAUCGCGGCUCUGUAA